Molecule: messenger RNA, 5486 nt
Organism: Oreochromis niloticus (Nile tilapia)
Lineage: Eukaryota; Metazoa; Chordata; Actinopteri; Cichliformes; Cichlidae
Gene: npas2
Product: neuronal PAS domain protein 2
Exons: 22
Coding region: 851-3532 (893 amino acids)
Biological process (GO): regulation of transcription by RNA polymerase II; circadian regulation of gene expression
Cellular component (GO): nucleus; cytoplasm; CLOCK-BMAL transcription complex
Molecular function (GO): DNA-binding transcription factor activity, RNA polymerase II-specific; RNA polymerase II cis-regulatory region sequence-specific DNA binding; protein dimerization activity
Source: RefSeq, a predicted model, not a curated record
AGAAAGUAGGGGACAGGUGCGACUCUGCGGUGCGUCUCUCAGACCAACAAACUUUACGAAGCCCGGCUGUGGCUGACCCAGAGACCACGAAUCACACAAAUCAGCCGAGCAGUGGUGUGUCAAGCAGCCUAAAUGUGAUCUUCAGUUGUGUUGCACCCACGCGGUAUUCUACCUGUAGUGUUGUCUGGCCGAGAAACCCCCAAAUGCAGACAACUGAAAGGCUGGAUGGCGGUCCAGCCACACCCCCUUACGGUAACCCUGUGGAGAUGGGCGGUAUUGGAUGGCACUUUCCUCCAAUGACGUCGUGAGAACAGGCGGGGCUGAAGGACCACCUCCGCCCUUCGGCAGACUGCAAUCAGCCUGCUCACAUAACUUAAUAUAGUAUGUGGACCAGUGGGCGGGGCUGUGAGCGCGAGCGCACACUGGCUGCUGCCGGAGGCUCUUCAUUCAGCCUGCAUGAGUCCGCGGACAGGAGCCGGACUGUCCAGCGCGCUCUAAUGAACGUGUGAGGUUUGUAGGCUGGGUCACAUCAGCAGCGUGCUGCAGCCUAAAUACAGACAGCGGCAGGAAUCGUUAGCAGACUGCAGUGCAGUUUCACCUGUGAGCAACUUUCUGGAAUGUAACACGUCUGAGUUUUAUCUGUUAAAACCCAGACUCUCACACACAUAUACACCCGCUCCUGUUUGGAUCCUUAUUCGGCAGAAUAAGGAUUUGGCUUUUCUUUAAUUGAACUGAGGAGGUGGUGGACAGCGGGACCGUGCUAAGUUUUUCUAAAAGAGCGUUCAGAAAGGAGGGCGCGGAUGGGACUUAAAAGACUUCAGAAAGGGCCUGGUUGGCAGAAGGAGUGAGUAUGGACAACCUUUCUGAUUUCGGAGGCCCCUGUCCGUCUGGCCACAGGGAAUGGGACACCAAUAGCUGCAUGGACGAUUUAAUGGAUGAAGAUGAGAAGGACAGGGCAAAAAGGGCAUCCCGUAACAAAUCAGAAAAGAAAAGAAGAGACCAAUUCAAUGUGCUCAUCAAAGAGCUGUGCACCAUGCUGCAGGGUCAGGGCCAUCCGCGCAAGAUGGACAAGUCCACCAUAUUGCAGAGGACCAUCGACUUUUUGCAGAAACAGAAAGACAUCACUGCACAGAACGACACCUGCGAUGUGAGGCAGGACUGGAAGCCUUCGUUUCUCAGUAAUGAGGAGUUCACUCAGCUAAUGCUGGAGGCCCUAGAUGGUUUCUUGGUUGCAUUAACUACAGAUGGUAACAUCAUAUACGUGUCUGACAGUGUUUCCUCACUUAUUGGCCAUUUACCGUCAGAUAUGGUGGACCAAAAUAUCUUGAAUUUCCUCCCGGAGCGGGAGCACGGGGAGGUGUAUAAGCUGCUAUCAUCCCACAUGCUGAUGACUGACCCCAUUGCUGCUGACUUCCUUGACAGUGAGGCACAUAUUGAAUUUUGCUGUCAUCUAGCUAGAGGUAACAUGAACCCAAAAGAGCCACCUGUAUACGAGUAUGUCAAGUUUGUUGGAGAUUUCAAGUUUCACAACCAUGUGCCUACGUCUUCUUGUAAUGGGCUCGAGUUGACGUUACCAAGGAGUCUGCAGUCAUCUCUGGAGGAGCAGGUCUGCCUCAUUGCUACCGUGCGAUUAGUCACUCCGCAGUUUCUGAAGGAUUUGUGUAACGUGGAAGAUCCCUGUGAUGAAUUCACCUCCAGACACAGCCUUGAAUGGAAGUUUCUGUUUUUAGAUCACAGAGCCUCGCCAAUCAUAGGCUAUUUACCCUUCGAGGUUCUUGGAACUUCUGGCUAUGAUUACUAUCAUGUGGAUGACUUGGAGCUCAUAGCCCAAUGUCACAAGCAAUUAAUGCAGUUUGGAAAAGGUAAAUCCUGCUAUUAUCGAUUCCUGACCAAAGGUCAGCAGUGGAUUUGGUUGCAGACUCACUACUACAUUACUUACCACCAGUGGAACUCCAAACCCGAGUUCAUUGUCUGCACUCACACUGUUGUCAGCUAUGCUGAAGUGCGAGCUGAAAGAAGGAGAGCGUUUGGUCUUGAAGAUCUGUCGCCACCUGAGAUAGCCCCCUCCUCUGUAAAGGCUCAAGAGCUCUAUCUGGACAUCUGCUCCACAAUGGACGCUCCACGGGACAGAAACAGCGGUGCACGUUCGGUGUCCUCCCACAGCUCCCGGAAGUCCUCCCACACAGCGCUGUCAGACUCUGCAUGUGAGUCAUCCUCUGCUCCCCAAAGUGCUAACUCACUCAACACAGCAAACUCCUACACAGAAGCCUGCACACCAUCGUGGCAGUCUGCUUCCAUUGGGCCUGAAAAAACAUCUGCCAGAUUCCAGCCAAGCAGUUCAAAGAAUUUGGCACAAAGACAAAAUUCCUUUGACCUUGUUUCCCCAAUGAGCCUCCCCCUUUCUCCUACCUGCAGCAAGCACUCCGCAAUGCAACAGCAACCACAGCAGCAGCAGCAGCAGCAGCAGCAGUCCUCCAUGUAUCAGCUGCAGCAGCCGCAGCUCGGUGUCAUGAACCAGCUGAAGGAACAGCUGGAAGAGAGGACGCGCAUUCUGCAAGCUGACAUUAAGACACAACAGCAGGAGCUGCACGACAUUAAGGAGAAGCUUCAUCUUGCUAACCUACAGAUGUUGUUACAGCAGCCUGUCAACAAUGACUUUAGUCAGGCCCAGCAGCAGCAGCAGCAGCAGCAGCAGCCUCAGCAGCAACAGCAGGGCCCGGGAAGGCCUGCCCAGCAGAGUCAGUCUGGGGUCAUCAGACAGCUGUCGGGCCACCCUAAACCAGUCUGCGGGGCUCACAGUUCAUCCCCACACUCGCUCCUGAGAGAAAACAGCUCACCUUCAACGCAGGUCCAGCCGAGGGUUUCCCGGAGUGGGCAGGCUCAGUCAGUGAGUUUGCCAGUGCAGACAAACACGAGUCUGACGAUGCCCUUCUACAGCAACCCCAUGAUGUUCUCUCAGACCAACACGAGGCCUCAGCAAGAUGCAAACCAAAGACACCCAGACAACCAGUUCAGCCAAGAUGGACAACUACGAAUGCUUCUCAACCAACCAAUGCAGACUCUGGUUCCCACCAGCGUCUCCUCGCAGCCUUCCCAGUGCAACAUGGGCAUCUCCCCAUCGAUAUACACCUUGGAGCAGCAGAUCCUCGCCCCCUCAUUCCCCAUGCAACAGGUCAACUGCAAUGCCGUCCUCGUGCCCUCGCCGGUCUUCACGUCUCCGAUAAUGAUCCCACACAACAGCUUCAUCACGCACCAGUCCCAGUCAGCCUACCACUCGCAGCCUCAGGCCUCUCAGCACUCCCUGCAGCUCCAGCAGCCACAGCAGUUCUUUCAGAUGACUCAAGGACUCGUACACGGUGGAUCUACUCCAGCAUUCUUACACACCACUAAUGUGCCACAGCAAAGCACUGUGGGAUACAUUCAACAGCCAGUAGCGCAGCAGCAACAGGCGCCACAGCAACAGAGGCAAUACCAACAUUCCCAAAACCAGACUGGCAGCGUUUCAGAAUAUCGAAACAUGCUGACUCGGUAGCGCUGUGGAUUUGACCGGUGUGCUGAGAUCUGCCUCCGUGACGUGGCCGUGAAGGUGGAAGCACUUUGUGUCAUGUGGGAGUCAAACUCGAUGACAAGUUGGUUAAAAGUGGGGAAAACUGCUUGUUGUGAUCUUUAGAUGUGAAGCUGCCCUUUCCAGAUGAAGCCGGCCUUUUACGUCACUGGCGAGAAACCACAAGCAGAGAUUGCACUGACCCGACGUAGAACAUCGGGGACCCGAAGAAGUGUGAGGUGCUGGGCCUUCAUCUGCAGGCUGCGUCGCACUCAGUGGGUCCAUCAGUGAAACUGCUGGGACGAGUGGUUUAUCAAAGCUCUUAAAAAGAAACUUUUUACAUGUUUACAUGUGGAACAUUUUUGUCUAACAAAGUUUCCUUUAAGUGUCUGUUCACACUUAGGUACCACCUCCUACUCAAAAGUAGAGUAUUUAUUUUUGCCCAAUAGUUUAUUUCAUUAACUAAUGGUGAGAUUCUCAACACCCCUCCCCUGGCGACAUAACUCGCGUGAAAAUGAGAAAUCUCACAAUGGGAUUUGUGUGCAUGAGAACUCUACAUUUCAGUUGGCUCCCAUAUUGUCCCCAAAACAAGGUAUGUUCAUGGUAGGUCACAUGACAGGGGCUUAACGGUGAAACAUGCAGUGGUAAGAUGACCAUCAUAUCAAAAAUCAGGGUUGGUAAAUACUAAGAUGUCACACAUGCUACAGGAGCAAGCUCAGAGAGAUAUUCUCCAGUUUUUUAGUAAGGUCUAUCUAGAUUUUUAAAGCCUCAAUCUGGGACUGAAGAAGGGGUGCUGCAGCUAUUGCACCGCUUCCCCAACGCUUCCUCAAAAAAAACGACAACAGCAGAUAUUUGAAGUUACAAAUUUUCGGUGCUUUUGGUGAGCAGUGCGGGAUGAGUCCUCUUUUGAUAAACAACCUACCGAGUGAGGGGGGGGGCUUAAAUAAUGUGCCUUCAGCCGUGGUACAUCCAUGGCGCAGUUUGAUGGUUUUGUCUGAUUACGGCUUUAAAAAUCCAGCUCAGGUCUAUUUGGAAUACAAAGUUAUAUUUUCAUAAGGUUAUAAUUUAUUAUUUUGCUGCAUCAGAGUUAAAUACAAAAGCCUAGAUUUGUAUUGGAUAUAUGGCAAAUAUAUAUUGGAAGAUUAAGGUCCCCGGCUGUAAGGAUAGUGUCCCAUUCGCAAGAUGUCCAUUUCCUGAAACCCUAAUGAAAUCAUUUCAUUUUUAUUUAUUACAGUUAUAAUUGAAACACUACAUGGGAAUUUAAUUUUUUUUUUUUUUUAACACAAAAGUUUGAAUUGAGUUUUGUGUCUGUUUGUGCUUUAGACAUUGAAAGGUCAACACUGGUCCUUGUGUCUUGCCCUAUGACAGUUUCAUACAAACCGUUUUCAGUUCUUCAUUCAUCUGUAUGGGCCAGCUGUGGUUUUACAAUACAAAGUAAUGCAGUGUAAGUGUGAGUGUGAGUGUAAGCUUGGUGAUUUGAAUACAGGGUGGCAACGAUUUGGGAUUUUCACCAGAUGAUGACGGUCUCAGGAAGCGCACGGUCCAUGGUUAUUACACAAUUAUUAUUAUCAGUUACAUUAUAAACUUCAAUUUUCAAUGUAAAUAUUGGUAAAAAAGGAAAAAAUGAUUCACUUUUAAAAAUAAAUAUAAAAAACAUGCAGGUGAGAUUCUCUAGUCUGCUGUGACAAGGCCAUUGCCAUUAUUAACCAUCAGUUAUUACAUCGCGGUAUAACACGAGAACGCUGUACCUGCACAGCUCUGUUUAAAUAUCUUCGAAACAGUGAAAAUUAAUUUAAGACAUUUUCAUUCCUGUUUUUCUCUCUUUGAACAUCUGGGAAGGAAAACAAAGUACGUUCCAACCGUGACCACGUGACCUAAUUUAUUAGCAUCUGAAGAAUGCAGGUGUGGAAGUACAGCAGCCUCUAUUGCAUUAAAAAAAAAA